Impatiens glandulifera is the source of this 948-nucleotide messenger RNA. RefSeq lists its product as uncharacterized. The record is from RefSeq and is a predicted model, not a curated record. NCBI's taxonomy places the organism in Eukaryota, Viridiplantae, Streptophyta, Magnoliopsida, Ericales, Balsaminaceae. The transcript has a single exon. Bases 1 to 915 code for a protein of 304 amino acids.
AUGAGAUCGAUGAUGAUGCUCCCACUGAAGCUGGUGCGUUCUCUGGUUUUGGGGGAAAAUCUCAAAAUCAAGAAUUCCCAAGAACAUGACAUCAUAUUUUCAGAUGAUGAUGAUGAGGACGACGACAGAAACAAUUUCCAUGGAAGAACAACACGAAUCAGGAACAAGAAUGGAGAACCCAAAUCUGGUAAAACACCAUUGUUACUCUUUAUGCCAACAAAUGAAUUAGUAACAGAUACUUACAGAUUAGCUUCGUUGGCGAGAGAUAUUGGAAUGGAUUUGUACCCAAAUCCAUCUCUUUCACACCUAAUCUUCUCAUGGCCGUCUUCAACUUCUUCUUCAAAUGACCCAUCAAUCUGCUCGUCUUCAUAUUCCUCUUGGUUUUGGUCGCUUCCAAACGAUGCAAUUCCCCUUCCGUUUCCAUCUCUUUCCUUUUCCUCUAUUUCUAACCUUCGCUGCUUCGUUGGCCUCUCCAAGGGAUUUUUCAAGUUGGGUUUCUCGAAAUACACUCUUAAUGCCAAAUCCAACCCAUCUGAGAGAAUCGGCUUGCGGAUCAGUAACUGGGACUGUCGGUCGGUUUCUUUGAUUUUUCGUGGAACGGGCAAUCGAGUUGUGACCAUGGAAGGGUUUUGUCUAGCCCUGGCGGGAUCAGGUUGGAGCAUGUACAAGAGCAUGAUAAAUAGUAAUAAUAAUAAUAAUGAUUCAGGCAAGAAAUCUGUAAUCUAUAUGUUCAGAAAAAUGGAUAUGAAUCGGGUUCGAGUUAUGCAGUCAACAAGUGGUGAUGGUGAUAAGGAAGAGAGGAAUAGAGUUAGAGAGUUGAAGCUUCCUUCAAUGGAUUUUAUGAAUGCUCCAUUUAGGAUUUUGCAGUACAUUCUUCUAAUGACUGAUGAUUUGUUCUAUAUAUUGCCUGACUGAUUUGAUUCAUCCAUGAUCUAACUUUUUUGGAUU